AUGGUUCAAGAAGAUGAAAUAGCAACAUUUCUAGAACCUCUUGAAAUAAGUAAGAAACAAUUUGUGUUCUUUGCACUAAAUGACAAUGAUACGCCAGACAUGGCCGGUGGCUCACACUGGAGUCUUCUAGUUUAUUCAAAACCUGAAGCCUGUUUUUACCAUUUGGAUUCUUCAUAUGUGAGCAAUCAUAAAGCUGCCUGGGAACUUGCUAGUCAUCUGAUACCUUAUCUAUCUAAGGGUAACAUCAAUUUUGUAACGAAAGAUUGUUUGCAACAGAGCAAUGGUUAUGACUGUGGAGUCUAUGUCCUAUGCAAUGCUGAGCGUCUCGCUCACCAUGCACAUCUAACAGGACAGAUAGCCAGCUGUGAAAUGCUUGACAAGAUCAGCCCCUCCGCUAAAAGGAAAGAAAUAUUAAAUCUCAUCUACAGCCUCUCUGACUCCUAA
Molecule: messenger RNA, 444 nt
Organism: Spodoptera frugiperda (fall armyworm)
Lineage: Eukaryota; Metazoa; Arthropoda; Insecta; Lepidoptera; Noctuidae
Product: sentrin-specific protease 8
Exons: 2
Coding region: 1-444 (147 amino acids)
Biological process (GO): proteolysis
Molecular function (GO): deNEDDylase activity; cysteine-type peptidase activity
Source: RefSeq, a predicted model, not a curated record